UAUGUCUCACCUCCCCAGACAUGCCACUCCACGUGCGUCGCAGUAGCGACCCGGCCCUGAUGACGCUGACGGGCCUCUGAAUGGCGUGGAGCCUCGCCCCCCCGCAGAGCAGCAGACCCCGCCCUCCCGACGUAACCCUCCCGCUGGUCGACCACUGCCGGCUUCAUGAAGCCCCGCCACUCCACCGGCACCAGCAGCCUGGAGCGCAAGGGGAAGGCCACAGACACGUACCGCAGCCUGCCGCGUGACGCCGGGACCUAUACCAAUCAGAGGGACUUCCAGAGAGAGACGGCGCGGUCAUCGCUCAGCGCCAAUCACCCCAUGGUGGACCGCUGGCUGGAGAGGCAGGACCAGGACGAGGAGUCCACGGAGGAGAACGGCCGGAUCGAGCCGGUCGGGAGCGCAGACUCCUUCCUGGACCAUGUCCCCGUACGGAACAUAGAAGGCAUGGUGCGGCUGGUGGAGGUGACCAACGACGGCGGCCCCCUGGGGAUCCACGUGGUGCCCUUCAGCUCCAGGGACCGCAGGACCCUGGGCCUGCUGGUGAAGCGCCUGGAGCGGGGGGGCAAGGCGGACCAGCAGGAGCUGUUCGAGGAGAACGACUGCAUCGUGUGCAUCAACAACACGGACUUGCGCAACACGCGCUUCGAACAGGCCCAGAACAUGUUCCGUCAGGCCAUGCGGUCGCCCCUCAUCGUGUUCCACGUGGUUCCGUCGGCGCUGAAGUCGCGGUACGAGGCGAUGUCCCUGGGGGACGGCCGCACGCCGUCGGGCUCCUCGUACGGCUCGGACCGCUUCAGCCCCGACUCGCUGGGCGGGAGCUCCGCCUCCGACCACGGCCUGCCCCCGCGCGUGGGCGUCGCCCGCCACGCCUCACAGACGCACGCCCACUCGCCGCUCCUGGACCACCCCGGGGCGGAGCGGCCGGGGCCCUACCCCCCCGGGGGUGGGGCCGCCACCCUGCCCCACCCCGCCGCCAAGCCCCCCACAGGCCACGCCCCCUCGCCACAGCGCGGGCAAGGCUCCGCCCCUGCCCUCGGCGGCUUCACCAAGAAGGUGGGGAGGAGGCUGAACAUCCUGCUGAAGAAAGGUCCGGAGGGUCUGGGCUUCAGCAUCACAUCGCGGGACGUCCCGAUCGGGGGCUCGGCGCCCAUCUACGUCAAGAACAUCCUGGCCCGGGGGGCCGCCAUCCAAGAUGGCCGCCUGAAGGCGGGGGACCGGCUGAUGGAGGUGAGCGGCGUGGACUUGCAUGGGCGGAGCCAGGAGGAGGUGGUGUCGCUGCUCCGGAACACGCCCAUGGGCGGAGCUGUGAAGCUGCUGGUGCUGAGACAGGAGGACAGCUUCCUGCCGCGAGACGCGAACGCCAGCCCCCUGACGCAGAGCACCAGAGACUUGAAGCUGGAGGAGGAAGAGCUGGUCCUGACCCCGGACGGGACCCGGGAGUUCCUGACCUUCGAGAUCCCGCUGAGCGACUCGGGUUCUGCCGGGCUGGGGGUCAGCGUGAAGGGGAACCGCUCCAAGGACAACCACGCCGACCUCGGCAUCUUCGUCAAGUCCAUCAUCAACGGGGGCGCCGCUUGCAAGGACGGCCGGCUGCGGGUCAACGACCAGCUGAUCGCGGUGAACGCCGAGUCCCUACUUGGCAAGACCAACCAGGACGCCAUGGAGACGCUGCGCAAGUCCAUGUCCACCGAGGGCAACAAGAGGGGCAUGAUCCAGCUCAUCAUCGCCCGGCGCGUCCCCAAGCACGGAGAGCUGGACCCCCCCGGCAGUCCGCACGCCUCCCAGCAGGCCUUCAGCUCCUCGCUGGACGACCACGAGCGCCGCAUCUCCCACUCGCUGUACGGGGGCCUGGAGGGUCUGGAUGACAACCUGCUGCCCCGCCCCGGGGGGGCCCUGCCCCGCACCGCCGGUAACUACCAGCUGUCCCCAACCGUCAACAUGCCCCAGGACGACACGGUCAUCAUCGAGGACGACCGGCCCCCCUUGUUCCCCCCCCACCUCUCCGACCAAUCCUCCUCCAGCUCUCACGACGACAUGUGUUUCCCCGCCGAGACGACCCCGCCCUGGGCCAAGGAGCCGGCCAAUCAGAACGAGAGCCCGAUGAGCCCGGGGGAAGAGGAUGGAAGCUUCCAGAGGGAGGGCUUCGGUCGGCAGAGCAUGUCGGAGAAACGCACCAAGCAAUUCGGAGACGCAGCCCAGCUGGACAUCAUCAAGACCAGGAAGUCCAAGAGCAUGGACCUCGUAGCCGACGAGAUUAACCUCACACCACGACCCGACCCCAACGCAGGUUCGUCUCCCCGGGACGUGGGUCCGUCUCUGGGCCUGAAGAAGUCCAGCUCCCUGGAGAGCCUCCAGACCGCCGUGGCCGAGGUGACCCUGAAUGGAGGGGACCACCCCUUCCACAGGCCACGCCCCCGCAUCAUCAGGGGGCGGGGCUGCAACGAGAGCUUCCGCGCCGCCAUCGAUAAAUCGUAUGACCGGCCGACCGCCGCCGCCAACGCUGCCGCCAUCACCACCGAAGAAGAAGAUGAGGGCAUGGACACACUGGAGGAGGACACAGAGGGGAGCUCCCGGUCUGGGCGGGACUCGGUCUCCACGGUAGCAGACCUCACCCCCCUGACCGGGUUGGCCAACGGGUCCGCCUCCUCGGACCGGCCCAGGGAGGAGAAGAGGAAGGACAAGACGCCCACCAAGGAGAAGAAGAGGAGCGAGGGAGGGAAGGAGAAGGACAAGGAGAAGGGCAAGGCCAAGAAGGGCAUGCUGAAGGGCCUGGGGGAGAUGUUCAGGUUCGGGAAGAAUCGGAAGGACGAACGCGUCGGCGACAAGCUGGAGCGGAAAGGCUCGGCCAAGUGGCGGACGGAGGAAUCGCAGGCGUCGGAGGAGGAGACGCAGCGCAUGAAGCUGGAGCAGGAGAGGAUCCAGCAGAAGAAGCGGGAGCUGCGAGAGCGUCAGGCGCGGGAGCGGGACUACGCCGAGAUCCUGGACGUGUGCCGGCCCCUGGGCGGUAACCACGGCGACCAGGAGGAGGCAGAGGAGCACCCGUACGCCGGCAUCCCCUCCCCGCCCGCCUCUGACCCCCCGCUGGGCAGCCCCCGCCUCCCCUACCCCCGCCUCCUGCCCCCCCACCCCCAGCACCAGCACCACCACCAGCUCUCAGACUCCACCCUCUACACCCCCGUCAGCAAGGCCCCCAACGGGAGGCCCCCGUCCGCAGACAGGUAGGAGGACCAGAGAGAGGAGGGGGGAGGGGCCCCUGUCCACAGAUAUGUAGGGGAGGGGGGAGGGCUAGUCUGCCUCGGGACCCUGAACGUGUUGAGACCUGGACACCCAGCUCCUGACCCCUGACCUCUGACACCUGACCUUUGUUUCAAACGUUUCAACGAUGUACUGGAACCCUCCCAGUAUAGAGUGAGUCUGGUCACUGGUCUGAUGGAUGAAUGCACAGGAAUAAUCCCAGUAUAUGAAUGGGUCUGGUCACUGGAAUGCUCCCAGUAUAUGAUGGGUCCGGUCACUGGUUAUUGUGGGUGGUGGGGAUGGUGCUGUCGCGGGCCCAGUGGAGCGAGGGUCUGGGCUCGGCCUCCGUGGGACGGGGGGGGAACGAGAGCAGAGAGGAAUUCUGGGAAAGGUGCCAAAGCAGGCCCCGUCAGCACGGGGUUCUGGGAGACAAAGGCACACCUUGUGUGGCUCUGUGGAGCGGGGGUCCUGGGAGGAGACCCCAAUGGAGGGGAGAGGUCCUGGUGACUUUUAGAUCACAGAGGUGGAGAUCCGCUCGGUCCAUCAUGUGGAGGAGUUCCCCCUCCAUGUCAGACUAAAUCAGGACAGGCCAUUGACUCUAAAAACCUGACCGGUUCCAGCCGGCCUGACGAGAUGCAGUCGGUUAGUCCCGGUCGCUACGUCCCGGUUUGGUCGGUGUGUUCGGAGAGCCCUUCUCCUGUCGCUCCGUCAUGAAGCAGUACCUCCAGCCAGGGGUAAUGACCUUUAUCUGUGUGUUGUCAUUAUAAUCCGCUGGUCCGUUGAUCGGAUCCGCCUCAGUGUUUCAUCCAGCCGUUGGGUUAUUAACUAUCACCCAACGGGGCCGCCUCCUCCGCCACAGCCAAUCAGGGGCUAGCGGUGGAUUUGUGACAUCACAACCCACCUCCCUUAGUCCUGCUGUGUUUUCAACCCUUCGUAGACUGCGCUACUUCCUGUCAGCGGACGGGAAGGCACGGCCCUCCCUGUCACUCACGGUGGACCCACCUUUCAGGGCUAGCCAGAGCAAACCCCCCCACCCAGUGAGCCAACUGGUA
This is a messenger RNA of Gadus macrocephalus (Pacific cod), 4289 nucleotides long. It is a transcript of the gene pard3ab, whose product is annotated as par-3 family cell polarity regulator alpha, b. Gene Ontology annotation, molecular function: protein binding; phosphatidylinositol binding. Lineage: Eukaryota; Metazoa; Chordata; Actinopteri; Gadiformes; Gadidae. Gene Ontology annotation, biological process: establishment of centrosome localization; establishment or maintenance of epithelial cell apical/basal polarity; intracellular protein localization. The coding region runs from base 166 to 3225 and encodes 1019 amino acids. The record is from RefSeq and is a predicted model, not a curated record. Gene Ontology annotation, cellular component: apical plasma membrane; adherens junction; apical junction complex. The transcript is spliced from 19 exons.